AUGGCGCCGCCAGGCAGGGGCCGGCGCCCAAGCCGCCCAUAUGAGACUAUCGUCGACUUGACUGCAGAGGACGAUCAGGAGAACAGGAUGUUUCCAGCCAAGAUCGCUCAUUUCAUCACUACGAUUCCACAGAAACGCAAGAGCAGUGACCAGAGCGCUGAGCAGCCCUUGCGACAGGCCUCUCGACAGCCUUCGCGACAGCCUUCGCUGUCUGCGAAUCCUAUCAGCGUAGUGAUUCCACGACCUUCCCCUGAUCUGCAAAGACAGAUCGAGGCGACGGAGCAGGCUUUCUCUUUGCCCCUUGGGGUUCCAGCAAACUUCUUCGAGGUCUUUACGCCUAAUCACUUUGAGAAGAUGGCUGCUCACCGCAAGUACUCGCUUCUUCGGCCUUCAAUCUCUCGUUCUGAGACCCCUCUGGCGAUCGGUAGUUCCAUUAUGCCAACUGGCACACAAACUCUACUGGGUACUACUGCCAAUUCCGCAAAUGAAACUCGCGAGACACUGCAGUUCAAAUUGAGCUGUAUUAAGGGACCGCCAGUCUCCUACGAUGUCAAUGACCCCAAGAUCCUUCGACGCCUUGCAUCCGACUUUGAGUUCAUCAACGAGUACAAGCUGCACGAAGAAGUCGAACCUACUCCACAAGAGUUCCUCUGUGGCUGCAGCUGUGACACAAUUUGCUCUGACAAGUGCGCCUGUCUGUACAAGGACGAAGAUACUAGCGAGACGAUCAUCCCCUACACCAAUGAGGGCCUUCUGACUUCCGAUUUCCUCGAACGCAAGGUCAUGAUCUCUGAAUGCAGCUCGCAGUGUGAAUGCAGUUCUUCUUCGGAUGAAAAGUGCUGGAACCAUGUCGUUCAGGACGGCCGUACCAUCAGCCUGGUGAUCUUCCAUACUGGGACCCGUGGUUUCGGUCUUCGCUCUCCUACCCCUAUUCGCAAGGGACAGUUCAUCGACCGAUACCUAGGCGAAGUUAUCACCAAGGAGAAGGCAGGCGUUCGCGAGGAUGCCUCGGAGAAGGAUCAGUCCUACUUGUUCAGCCUUGAUUGGUCCGGCGAGUGCAAGUACGUGGUGGAUGCCCAGAAGUUCGGAAGCAUCACUCGCUUCAUGAACCAUUCUUGCAAUCCCAAUUGCAAGCUGAUCCCAGUCUCGACGGUGCAAGGCGACAAUCACUUCCUGUACGACCUGGCGUUCUUCGCGCUUCGCGAUAUCCCGGCCGACACUGAGUUUACAUUUGACUACAACCCCGAGGCUGAAAUGGUCGAAACGAUCGAUCCCGAUGCUGUUAAGUGUCUCUGUGGGGAGGAGAAUUGCCGCAAGCAACUUUGGCCCAACAAGCGAAAGGGCACCAAGUAA
Penicillium riverlandense is the source of this 1353-nucleotide messenger RNA. RefSeq lists its product as uncharacterized. Bases 1 to 1353 code for a protein of 450 amino acids. NCBI's taxonomy places the organism in Eukaryota, Fungi, Ascomycota, Eurotiomycetes, Eurotiales, Aspergillaceae. Gene Ontology annotation, molecular function: zinc ion binding; protein binding; histone methyltransferase activity. The record is from RefSeq and is a predicted model, not a curated record. Gene Ontology annotation, cellular component: nucleus. The transcript is spliced from 3 exons.